This is a messenger RNA of Hordeum vulgare subsp. vulgare (domesticated barley), 2858 nucleotides long. Its product is annotated as pentatricopeptide repeat-containing protein At1g25360. Gene Ontology annotation, biological process: RNA modification. Gene Ontology annotation, molecular function: RNA binding; zinc ion binding; protein binding. The record is from RefSeq and is a predicted model, not a curated record. Lineage: Eukaryota; Viridiplantae; Streptophyta; Magnoliopsida; Poales; Poaceae. The transcript has a single exon. Bases 47 to 2458 code for a protein of 803 amino acids.
GGGCUGCUGCGCGCGCCCCAAAACCGCCUAACAACGCCGACGACCGAUGCCGCCGCCGCCGCUGCACGCCGCCGCCUCCCUCCCCUACCAAUGCUCCGUCCUCCUCCGCCAGCUUGCCGCGCGCCACUCCCAUGUCCCGGCCUCCCCCUGCUCCUUCCUUCGCGCCCUCCGCCGCCUCCACGCGCGCCUCCUCACCGGCGCGCUCCUCCACAACCCGUCACACCCCCACCUCACGCUCCGCCUCCUUCACCUCUACACCCUCUCCCCCGACCUCGCCACCCCGGCGAUCCUCUUCCGUUCGGACCCCAGCCCCAUCGCCGCAACGUCCCUCGUCUCCGCCUACGCCGUCGCCGGCCGCCUCCCCGAUGCCGCCUCGUUCUUCGACUCCGUCCCGCUCCCCCGCCGGGACACGGUGCUCCACAACGCCAUGAUAUCCGCGUUCGCCCGCGCCUCCCUCGCCGCGCCCGCCGUCUCCGUGUUCCGCUCGCUGCUUUGCUCUGACUCCCUUCGCCCCGAUGACUACUCCUUCACUGGGCUCCUCAGCGCCGUCGGCCACAUGCACAACCUCGCGGCGUCGCACUGCACGCAGCUGCACGGAGCCGUCCUCAAAUUGGGCGCCGGGGCUGUCUUGUCGGUGUCCAACGCGCUCAUUGCGCUCUACAUGAAAUGUGAUGCACCUGAGGUGACCCGGGACGCGCGGAAGGUGCUUGACGAAAUGCCGGUUAAAGACGAGCUCUCGUGGACUACUAUAGUCGUGGGCUAUGUCAGGAAAGGCGAUGUCCAUGCUGCUAGAUCAGCCUUUGAAGAGGUUGAUGCAGAGUUCGAUGUCGUGUGGAAUGCGAUGAUUUCAGGGUAUGUGCAAUCGGGAAUGUGCGCAGAGGCGUUUGAGCUGUUCAGGAGGAUGGUGUCGAAAAGGAUACCACCUGACGAAUUCACAUUUACUAGCGUCCUGAGUGCGUGUGCAAAUGCCGGGUUCUUUCUGCAUGGGAAGUCUGUCCAUGGGCAGUUCAUUCGGUUGCAGCCAGAUUUUGUUCCUGAGGCGGCUUUACCUGUUAACAAUGCGCUGGUGACCUUAUACUCGAAGUCCGGGAAGAUUUCUGUUGCUGCAAGGAUAUUUGACAGUAUGACUUUGAAGGAUGUCGUUUCUUGGAACACCAUUUUGUCAGGGUAUAUCGAGAGCGGUUGCUUGGACAAUGCAGCUAGGCUAUUUAAGGAGAUGCCAUAUAAAAGUGAGUUAUCAUGGAUGGUGAUGGUAUCAGGGUAUGUCCAUGGAGGUCUUGCAGAAGAUGCUCUGAAGCUGUUUAACCAGAUGAGGUCUGAGGAUGUCAAGCCAUGUGAUUACACCUAUGCCGGUGCAAUAGCUGCAUGUGGUGAACUUGGGGCGUUGAGGCAUGGAAAGCAGCUCCACGCACAUAUUGUGCGGUGUGGUUUUGAGGCAAGCAAUUCUGCGGGAAAUGCACUACUAACCAUGUAUGGUAAAUGUGGUGCUGUGAAAGAUGCUCGUCUUGUGUUCCUUGUGAUGCCCAAUGUUGACUCUGUCUCAUGGAAUGCCAUGAUUGCAGCCCUUGGGCAGCAUGGACACGGUAGGGAGGCACUUGACCUCUUUGACCAGAUGGUUGCUGAAGGCAUAGAUCCUGAUCGGAUUUCGUUCCUCACAAUUUUAGCAGCCUGCAAUCAUGCUGGCUUAGUAGACGAAGGCUUCCAAUAUUUUGAGUCCAUGAAAAGGGACUUUGGCAUUAGGCCUGGAGAAGAUCACUAUGCUCGGAUGAUAGAUUUGCUUGGCCGGGCUGGAAGAAUUGGAGAAGCAAUGGAUUUGAUCAAGACGAUGCCCUUUGAGCCUACCCCGGCUAUUUGGGAGGCAAUUCUCUCUGGCUGUCGGAUUAAUGGAGAUACAGAACUUGGUGCUUAUGCGGCAGAUCAGCUCUUUGAGAUGAUACCGCAGCAUGAUGGCACAUACAUACUACUGUCCAACACAUAUUCAGCUGCUGGACGCUGGGUUGAUGCUGCACGAGUAAGGAAGCUAAUGCGUGAUCGUGGGGUGAAGAAGGAGCCCGGGUGCAGCUGGAUAGAAGUUGGAAAUAAAAUCCAUGUGUUCCUUGUCGGUGAUACAAAACAUCCGGAAGCUCACGAAGUCUACAGAUUCCUCGAAAUGGUUGGUGCUAAGAUGAGGAAGCUGGGAUAUAUCCCUGAUACAAAGUUUGUGCUGCAAGAUAUGGCACCCCAUCAAAAGGAAUAUGUAUUAUUUGCGCAUAGUGAAAAACUGGCAGUUAGUUUUGGACUUCUAAAGUUGCCGCUUGGAGCCACAGUUACAGUUCUUAAAAACUUGAGAAUAUGCGGCGAUUGUCAUACUGCGAUGAUGUUCAUGUCACUGGCAGUUGGACGGGAAAUUGUCGUUAGGGAUGUUAAGCGGUUUCAUCAUUUCAAGGACGGAGAAUGUUCGUGUGGUAAUUAUUGGUGAAUGUACGUUUUGCUGUCAUCGCAGUGGACCUUCCAACAGAUGCCCUUCAGCCAAGGAUUCAAAAGCUAUUUACAUAAAAUGUACAGGAUCAUGUCUGGUACCGGUUACUGACAAUAGCCAGUUAUCUCACGGAGUCCCAGUGGACAAACUUUUAAUGAAGGAAGUCUACUUUACAACCCUGAACUCUUCGGUUUGUCUAAGAUUCAACCCCCAGCUCUCUUUUUGAAUCCACGUCUUCGGCUGGUUUUCAGCCAGUUACUAGCAUUUGAAACAGUUAGGGUGUAUUUGGUUCGGGGACGAAGUGGAACGGAAUGUCAUGGUUCCAUUCCACUGGAACGGGUUGGUUCCGUCCUUGUGUUUGGUAGAGGAGAUUUAAAGGAACGGAAUGGUUACAUUUUGA